Molecule: messenger RNA, 1469 nt
Organism: Silurus meridionalis
Lineage: Eukaryota; Metazoa; Chordata; Actinopteri; Siluriformes; Siluridae
Gene: elob
Product: elongin B
Exons: 4
Coding region: 140-499 (119 amino acids)
Biological process (GO): transcription elongation by RNA polymerase II
Cellular component (GO): VCB complex; elongin complex
Molecular function (GO): protein binding
Source: RefSeq, a predicted model, not a curated record
AUAGGGCCCUACGAAGUGCGCGCGCAGCCUGAGUUGUGAGUUGUAUAUAGUGCGCGACGGAAGGCUGCGGCGGUCAUAUCAGCACGGCCUUCGAGGUGCUUGUGGGAAAAGAGGAAGCCUAGGAGCAGCCGGCGGAGAAAUGGACGUGUUUUUGAUGAUCAGACGCCACAAGACGACCAUCUUCACAGAUGCUAAAGAGUCGACCACGGUGUACGAGCUGAAGCGUAUUGUCGAGGGGAUCCUGAAGAGAGCGCCUGAGGAGCAGAGACUGUACAAGGAUGACAUGUUGUUAGAAGACAGUAAGACACUGGGAGAUUGUGGAUUCACAAACCAGACAGCGAGACCUCAGGCUCCGGCUACAGUGGGUCUGGCCUUCCGUGUCAGCGAUGAUGUGUUUGAGCCGCUGCGUGUGGACGCUUUCUCCAGUCCCCCUGAGCUCCCGGAUGUGAUGAAGCCCCAGGACUCGGGCAGCACAGCCAACGAGCAGGCUGUACAGUGAAACCCGAGAGAGAGUGUGUGUGUGUGUGUGUGUGUGUGUGGGUGAUGUGGGGUGGGUUGGGUUGGAUAUCGUGAUGGUUGUAAGGUGUAUGAGGAUGUGUGUUGACUUUUGCUGGGGAAAAAAAAUUGAGCCUCUGACCAUCACAUGACCUUCUGUGUGUUUAAACGUGAACGCCAAACCUCCCGAGUGUGCACGUGCAUGCGUGCGUGUGUGUACGUCAUGUUAGAGUGGCUGUGUGGAGGCGACAAAUUACAGAAAUUUAAUUCCAGUUCCACAUGACUCGUAACGUGUGUGUGUGUGUGUAUAUAAACAGUAUGUGUUUAUAUUAUCGAUGGUUAUUUUGCUCGUCCUGCGCAGGAUUAGUGAGAGAUUCGUUAGCACACGUGAGCCGACUCCCGAAGGGCUUAAUAAUUUAGGAGUCGAGUCGGAUCAGGCGUGUUUUUUGGAGCUGCACGUGCGCUUCGUACACUGUAGCACAGAGUUUUGGUAUAACCAUGUUUUUUUUUUUCCCUCUGUGUGUAUGUCUGGUUUUGUUGAUGCGGCUCGUGUGUGUGUGUGUAAUUUAUCCAGUGUUGAUUUGAAAUGAAAAACAAAAACUAUGUUCAGUUCCCUCAUUAUUUUGUAUUUAAACCAAAGGGAAGUGUGUGUGUGUGUGUGUGUGUUCAUGUAAAAGAAUGGCUUGUGUUCCAUUUUACAAUCCCAUUCACAAAAACAAGGCGUCUCUCCCUCUCUGAGCUCUAAUACUGUAUACUGUGUUCACACACAGGUGACUUUCUGACAUGUUCACAUCAAAAACAGCAGCAGCAGCAUCAGUCUCUCUCUCUCUCUCUCUCUCUCUCUCUCGGUGUUUCUGAGGAUGAAUUUAACAAACCCUUCUUUGUUCCUCUCUCAUUCUUUUUUUUUCUCCAUGGUGAGAAGCGCUCCUCACAUUGCUCUUUAAAAGUUCAAAUAAAAAACAGAAGAAAUCCCA